AUGAAGUCUGGUUGCGUCAAGCGAGCUAUCGUGUCUGCCGGUGGACCCAAGAUAUCCUGUGAGUUUCAGGGGUAUGAUAUCAGAGUGAGAGUCCUGCCGGCGAAGAAACGAUCGUUGGCGACAGAUGCUCCGCCACCGGUCAAGCGUGAGAUGAUUAAGCGCCAGAUGGUCACUGCCACACCUGAACUUCUAAGCCGGGCUUCAUACCCAACUUAUACCUAUACAACGACUCCCCCAACUUUGGAGUCUACUGUGAAGUCGACGUACACGACACAAAUUGUGUUGAAUUCAUUCACAGGGUGGCCAACCGAGCCAACCAGCACACCGAAUCCCUCAACCGAUGGUCGCUGUGGCCCUGAUUUUGGAGGAACCACCUGUGAAGGCACAUCCUAUAGCGAUUGCUGUUCCAUCUAUGGAUGGUGUGGCUCAGAAUCCUCUUCCUGUGGCCAUCUGAUUUGCGACCCUGAGCAUGACACAUGCGACCCAGUCCCCGAAGAACCACCAGUCUCGCAAAAUGGCGCCUGCGGUCCCCCGAGCUUCAUCGGCGCAACCUUUGCUGGUUCGACGUUUGGUGAUGGCUGA
Messenger RNA from Endocarpon pusillum Z07020, 582 nucleotides. RefSeq lists its product as uncharacterized. The record is from RefSeq and is a predicted model, not a curated record. Bases 1 to 582 code for a protein of 193 amino acids. NCBI's taxonomy places the organism in Eukaryota, Fungi, Ascomycota, Eurotiomycetes, Verrucariales, Verrucariaceae. The transcript is spliced from 2 exons. Gene Ontology annotation, molecular function: chitin binding.